AUGGAGACAGCAAAGCUGAUGUGGGCCCGUCUGCCGAACUCGGAGGUUGAGGCAGAUGGCACUGGUGCUCAUGACGAGCUCGGCCGGUCGAAAAAGAACGAUGGGAGCACGGUUGAAAGCCUCGACUAUGAAGUUAUUGAGAAUUUGGCCUACAGACAAGAGCAGGCAAAGAGGGGGAAGCUUUAUAUGGGAUAUAGUGUGGUAGUGAAAUGGAUUUUGGCAUUGCUUAUCGGGAUUGGUACUGCAUUAGCUGCUGUUUGCAUCAAUAUUUCUGUUGAGAAUUUCGCUGGAUGGAAGUACUCGCUGACCUUCAAUAUAAUUCAGAAGUCGUACUUCGUGGGGUUUCUGAUCUAUGCAUCCAUCAACUUGGUUCUAGUUUUAUCUUCUGUAUAUAUUGUUACACAAUUUGCACCAGCAGCUGCAGGAUCAGGAAUUCCUGAAAUCAAGGGCUAUCUAAAUGGAAUUGACACGCAUGGCAUACUUCUGUUCAGAACAUUAGUAGGAAAGAUUUUUGGUAGCGUAGGGUCUGUGGGAGGUGGCUUGGCUCUUGGUAAAGAAGGUCCACUUGUACAUAUUGGUGCUUGUAUUGCUUCGUUGCUUGGGCAAGGUGGUUCUACAAAAUAUCAUCUGCGCUCCAGAUGGUUACAAAUAUUCACAAGCGAGCGUGAUCGUCGUGAUCUUGUAACCUGUGGAUGUGCAGCAGGCGUGGCUGCUGCUUUUAGAGCUCCUGUGGGUGGUGUAUUGUUUGCACUGGAAGAAGUAACAUCAUGGUGGAGGAGUCAGCUUAUGUGGCGUGUCUUUUUUACAUCUGCCAUUGUUGGGGUUGUUGUACGUACGGCAAUGGGGUGGUGCAAAAGUGGAAAGUGCGGACAUUUUGGCUCUGGAGGUUUUAUCAUAUGGGACAUAUCAGGUGGUCAAGAAGAUUACUCGUUUCAGGAGUUGUUGCCAAUGGCAGUUAUUGGUGUUAUCGGGGGUCUUCUAGGGGCACUUUUUAAUCAACUUACUUUCUACAUAGCUCUCUGGCGCCGGAAUUAUUUGCACAAGAGGGGAAAUCGAGUCAAAGUUAUUGAAGUGUGUAUUGUUUCUUUGAUCACCUCAAUCAUUUCAUUUGGAUUGCCACUUUUUAGACAAUGCACCCCUUGCCCUGAAGCGAAUGCUGAUUCUGGUAUUGAAUGUCCUCGUCGCCCGGGAAUGUAUGGGAAUUAUGUCAAUUUCUAUUGUGGUGACAAGGAAUACAACGACCUUGCUACUAUAUUCUUCAACACGCAGGAUGAUGCCAUCAGGAAUUUGUUUAGUGCUAAAACAAUUCAUGAAUUUAGUGCGCAGAGCCUUCUGACCUUUUUGGUUAUGUUUUACUCUUUAGCAGUGAUCACUUUUGGCACUGCUGUUCCGGCAGGUCAAUUUGUUCCUGGCAUAAUGAUUGGUUCAACUUAUGGUCGGCUUGUUGGCAUGUUUGCUGUUAGCUUUUACAAGAAGUUGAAUAUUGAAGAAGGAACAUAUGCCCUCCUAGGAGCUGCAUCAUUUCUUGGUGGCUCGAUGAGGAUGACUGUAUCCCUGUGUGUGAUUAUGGUCGAGAUUUCGAAUAACUUGAAGUUUCUACCUCUUAUCAUGCUGGUCCUCCUCAUAUCAAAGGCUGUGGGUGAUGCUUUUAAUGAAGGCCUGUAUGAGGAGCAGGCUCGACUAAGGGGCAUCCCAUUACUGGAAUCGAGACCAAAAUAUCAAAUGCGUAAUAUGACUGCAAAGGAGGCAUGUGGACAUCAGCAGGUCGUCUAUUUUCCUCGUGUUGUGAAGGUUGUGGAUGUACUUUCAAUUUUGAGGAGCAACAACCAUAAUGGUUUUCCUUCAAAGGUCGAUUUUCAGCACAGUCCACUGCCGUUUAAUUCAGGAGAUGGACCCAUGCAAAUCAGGCACAAUCUUACAGAAUUCGUCAAGCCCGUUUCUAGUAAGGGAUUAUCUAUAGAUGACAUCCACCUAACUUCUGAGGACCUCGAAAUGUACAUCGACCUUGCUCCGUUUUUAAAUCCAUCUCCUUAUGUUGUCCCUGAAGACAUGUCAUUAACAAAGGUAUAUAAUUUAUUCCGGCAAUUAGGAUUGAGGCAUAUACUUGUUGUACCGCGUGCCUCUCGUGUGGUUGGGAUGAUUACGAGGAAGGAUUUAUUAAUAGAGGAAAAUGAUGACACAGCGACUUUUGAGCUUCAAUCCACGAGUGUAAGGUCUCUCUGCUGCUUUUUUACCGGCAUCACUUGA
Molecule: messenger RNA, 2247 nt
Organism: Striga hermonthica
Lineage: Eukaryota; Viridiplantae; Streptophyta; Magnoliopsida; Lamiales; Orobanchaceae
Source: the annotation of a GenBank genome assembly